Molecule: messenger RNA, 1336 nt
Organism: Callorhinchus milii (elephant shark)
Lineage: Eukaryota; Metazoa; Chordata; Chondrichthyes; Chimaeriformes; Callorhinchidae
Product: organic solute transporter subunit alpha
Exons: 9
Coding region: 51-1064 (337 amino acids)
Biological process (GO): transport
Molecular function (GO): transporter activity
Source: RefSeq, a predicted model, not a curated record
AAGGACGGCUUUGUUUGGAACAGAGACUCAGACACGAAACCAAGUGGGAAAUGUUCUGUCCAGGCAUGACUGGGGUUAGCAACUACUCCUGCUGCAGCUCAGGCUCGGCGCCAGCUGCUUUGGACAUGUUAAAGAGUCUGGAUGUGCCCACUAUUGUGCUGUAUGCGGUUUUGACUCUGAUGACUGUAAUUGCAAACCUUGUGUUGUUUGAUGAAGUUCUCUACUUGAUGAGAAAAAUGUCCUGCCAAAAGAAGAGGUCAGCAAUUAUUUGGGUCAGCGGGGCUGCACCUGUGAUAGCUUCUACAUCUUGUGUUGGAAUGUGGGUUCCUCUGUCAUCACUAGUCACAGAGUUGACAGCUGCUGUAUACUUUGCGAUUGUCAUCCAUAAAUUCCAGACGAUGAUAAUAGAAGAUGCUGGAGGUAAUGAGGCAUUUCUGAAGCUUUAUGAAAACACUCCUGUCAAGAUUAGCACAGGUCCUUGUUGUUGUUGCUGCCUUUGUUUGCCUUUUUUAAAGUUGUCAAGACGCCUGCUGUUCAUGUUGAAACUGGGAACCUUUCAGCUGGCUUUUCUCCGACCAAUACUUAUGAUCUUCACAUUAGUCCUCCAAGCAAAUAAUAGUUUGGGCGAUGAAAAUACUACCAUUGGCCCUGGAUUUGUGAUUAAUAUUUUCCUUGGUGUUUCUACAAUCAUUGCCUUAUGGCCAAUUGGGAUUGUUUUUAACAAGGUCAAAGAUGGCUUUAGGGAUCAGAAGAUAAUCCCCAAAUUUGCUCUGUAUCAGUUUGCGCUGAUUUUUAGUCAACUCCAGACUGCCAUUAUCAAUAUAUUGGCAUUAUUCGAAGUCAUUGCCUGUGUAUCCCUACUUUCAUCCAAAGCCAGAGGAACAUAUAUGGCGCAGCAACUUCUCAUAAUAGAGAUGUUUGUGAUUACUCUGCUGUCACGGAUUUACUACAAAAGGACAUAUGAUUUACCGGAAAUAGUGGAUACUCAGGCAUCAGGAAAAACAGAAGAUGUCCAAAGCUACGUUAUUGGUUCCCUUGCAGAAAGCCCGCACCAAAAAGUGUGAAAGGGAUCCACAUCCAAGCUACUAAUAAUAUUCAAAUUCCUGUCUGAUAUCCACAAGCAUUAUUUUGCCACCCCAAGAAUUCAAAAACUUUGGAUCAGAUUUUCAUCAGUUUUAACAGUUAACUUCAAAACAGUUGUCCAGCUCAGUUCAUUGACCCUGUUUUCAUUUAUCACUCUUUAAGUAUUUGAAUCACAAAUCUCAAGCAUCCCCAACCCAGGGGUUUCCUCCAUCAUCCAUGAAUAUCAAGAAAUCAAUAAACUCUGCAAAAAGUU